Messenger RNA from Esox lucius (northern pike), 1576 nucleotides. RefSeq lists its product as uncharacterized. The transcript has 6 exons. Gene Ontology annotation, cellular component: plasma membrane. The record is from RefSeq and is a predicted model, not a curated record. Gene Ontology annotation, molecular function: transmembrane transporter activity; protein heterodimerization activity. Gene Ontology annotation, biological process: bile acid and bile salt transport. NCBI's taxonomy places the organism in Eukaryota, Metazoa, Chordata, Actinopteri, Esociformes, Esocidae. The coding region runs from base 129 to 1055 and encodes 308 amino acids.
UGUUCAACAGGUAGAAUCAUGCCUUGUGCUGUACUAAUGUGCUCUGUACCUCCCUUCUCUUCUCUUCUGCUGCUCAGUAAGUGAGAAACAACUUCUAAUUUUCAUUGGCGAUUCCAUCUACUUCAGACAUGUCUUGUCUAUGGAUCACACUCAGUCUUCUCUUGCCAGGGGCAAGCAGCUUCAUGAUCCACAACGCCCUCCACAGCCUGUGUUUGGAGGACAACCCGAAGACGGGCCUGGUUAAUUUGAAGAAAUGCAGCCUGGACUCUGAGCUCCAGCAGUGGAUCUGGAGAGACCAGAGUGUCCUGAAGAACAUGGGGACCUCCCGAUGCCUGUCUUCCACCCACACAGACCCCGUCGUGACUGUACAUUGCCAGGGCUUAGCGGAUGAGGAAAACAGGGGAGAUGAAGCACUGCAGUGGGGCUGUGAGUGGGACAGGCUGAUCAGUAAGAACAAUUCCCUGGAGCUCUCCGCCGAUGGUCAACGACUGACACUGACCAGCAGGAGCAAGCGGACCAAGUGGAGGUCCCUGGAUAAAGGAGAUAUAUGUCUGGAGAGGCUGAGAUCCAAAAGGGCAUCGAGCGAGACGGAUGAAUUUGAGGCUGGAACUGCUGAACAGCAGAAAGUGGGGCCCACUGUAAUGUCUGAAGAACAGAGGGAGUACCUCAGAUGGUACUAUCGCGCUGAGGACCAAACUCUCUGGACAUUUGCCAUGCUGGCUCUGUCCUUUGCUGCACUUCUGUUUGGCUGUAUGCUGCUGGGAAUGGGCUCCGUGGCCAACAUAAACAGGAAGAAGAUAGCACAGUACAAGAAAGCAGCUCUAGCCAGGAAGCCAGAGGCGGAAGAACUACAAGUCAUUGUCACAGAUGUCCAAAAUCAAAGGGUUAACUCAGGCGUCAAACCAGACAACUGUGUCCCCGCUGAGGUCAGCCUGAACCAAACAGAAAGCCCAGUAUGUGAAGCCAAGCCCCUUCAGGAUAACGGGGAGGGAAACAGGCUGAAACCGGGGGACAUUAUGUUGACGUGGAAGGACGGGAAGGUGUCAAGCCUUUAGGGAGUCAAGAUGACAGAGGUUUUAAUGAAAGAAGAGAUGGAAGAGUUGAAAGAAGAGGGGAUUGAGGAAGUGGUGUUGAAGAGCCAGUAAUGGGAUGAAGAGAGAGAACACAGUUACUGCAAGUUACUGCUGCUCUGCAAAGACAGCACUGAUGUGUAGUAUCACAGGCAUCAUUCUGGACUUUGCUGGUUGGAGUUGCAGAAAUGUAUGGAAAAUAUAGCUUCUGUUAACAUGGUUGAUAUUUGAAAAACAAAUUACCAUUCCGGCGAUCUGGGAUGCCAAAUAGUUGAAAAGUGUUUUUGUAUAAUAUUUUUACACAUUCCUAAUGCCCAUGUUUUCCAUAAAUCCUUUUUGGAAGGUUACCGAUUAUUCUAAACAGUUCCUCUAGAAGACCUGGUCAUUUUGGGAGAACUAACACACGUUUGUAACCGUAGUCUAAACCACUCCAUCACCAGGUAAAAAGGUAAAAAAUGUCAUACAUAUAAAUAAAUAAAGACAAAAGCAAACAUGUUCACAGAUAA